AUGGAUAUGCACCAAACCCCAUGGGCGCCAAUAGCGGGGCCCGGCAAUUACCAACAACAAUAUCGGCCUGCCGUCAGAUACGAUGCUGCUCCCCAAUAUGACGAUGGAACAGCCAAACCACGAACGUCAUACCAAAUCUACCAAGAAAACGAGGGGUGUCAGAAUUUUGACCGUGCAGAUGCUGGUGUCCAAGAUAUUGUGCCAUCUGAGAAACGUUACACGUUGACCUCCAUUGGUUUAGGGAAAAGAUUUACCCGCAAUGCUUUGUCCUGGACAUGCCUCCUAUUAACGACAGUUCUCUUCUUAAUAACCAUAUUAUAUGCUUGCCGACCAAAGUUUGCUGCAAGUUUGCAAACAUUUCGCUCGUCCAGCAGUCGCACCAUUUUUAUUCUCCGGCUGUUAUCCCAAUUGACAGAAUUUUUGCUUGCGGUUUCUUUGAGUAGUGCGUUCGAGAAAAUACAGUGGUACAUCGUUUGGCCGGGAGGAAGAGGAGCUCCGUUCGCGACGGUAUCUGCACUGGUUCCAGGUACGGGAGUGUGGGGACUUUUCCAGAUCGCUUUCAGCAAAUUGGGCACACACUUCUCGGCCCGCUGCUGGAGCAUUGUACGUCUCCUCUCGCUUGCUGUAAUCUUUGCUCUUGGUGUGCUUAUUAUGGGCGAUGUACGAACAGACGUCGGCUUCCAGAUUGUGGCUCCCUCCUCCGAACCCCGAUCUUAUGGCUUCCAGAACUUCAACUCAUCAGCUGCUUCCCUGCUUGCAUUCUCUGCUGAUCAGGUGUUUGGCGUGAGCAUGGAUGAGUUUUUGGUUAAUCCGAGAUUUGUUGUUGACAUCACACCGGUCGAUCGAGGUAACCAAUCUUGUUCAACGGGAUAUGAUAUCAAUAAAGGUCAGGCCUGCACUCGCAACAUAUUCCUCCCCACCAGUGCAGGUUCAGCCCUAGAUGAGACGCACCCUGAAGCCGAUCUUGUUGUUGUUCAGGACGCUAUCGGCUAUCAAUUGGAAUUCACUUCACUGGAUGAAGCCUUCCAAUUUGAUUCGGCGGCCCAUUGCCACAUCUACGGUACCGAUUUUACUGCGUUUCAGUUGUGCUUAAGAUCUGCCUAUGAUGCGAGGAUUGCGGCAAGACUGAACUAUUGCGCCAUAUUUGACGGCCGUAAUGGCAGUUGCUUGUCUUCCACUGAGUGGGCAGAGGCUCCAGGAUGGCGGACCUUGAUGGAAGCUACGCUGCGGAAAGCUGAUGUCGCUUACAGCCGACGUAACAACACUAUCGUCGCUCAUUUUUUCAAAUCGGACAAGAACCCGGCAGCUGUUGAAGCAGGAGAUCUGCUCCAGGCUUACAAUCUCCUCAUCGAUUCAAAGCCCCCACAGGUCUCCUCGGGGUCUGAUACUCUGAACGAUAUAAUCGAGUCCGUCUUUUCUGGCGGUGACCUUGACAACAUCAGCGAUACACUGGCGUCUCUGGUCACGGUUAACAAGCUUUCCGUCUCAAUCCCGUCGGCUUUUCACGUCCUGGAUCUCAUUUACUUGAGCAGCUCGCGUCGUGCAUUCAGGGGCAGUGAGAUACUUCAGAAUCUCUUGGCCAUCCCGCUGUGGUACUGCUCACAGAGCAGUGCCAGCAACGUUGUUUUGUCAGAAGCCGACCCCACCACGUCAUUUCAGACCUUCACCGACAACACACGGCAGGGGCCCGAGGUUUUCCUCGCCAGGUCUGAAUAUAAUCUCACUGUGGGCAGAUGGACUGUCAUGGCUUAUGCUGUACUUGGAGGUGUUGCUAUCGUCUUCUGCUUUGUUGCUUUGACGCUUGCGACCUUCCAUCCGAGGGCGGCCAGCUUGCCAGACGUCACCUUCUUUCCUCUUUUCAACUUUUGGAAAUGGACUGCAGUGAAGGGCGACGUUGAUCCUCGUGCUUCUGAUCGUUGGUCAAGGGAACAGAGGGUGUUUUGUACGAGUGGUGUUUGA
Messenger RNA from Endocarpon pusillum Z07020, 1959 nucleotides. RefSeq lists its product as uncharacterized. The record is from RefSeq and is a predicted model, not a curated record. The coding region runs from base 1 to 1959 and encodes 652 amino acids. The transcript has 3 exons. Lineage: Eukaryota; Fungi; Ascomycota; Eurotiomycetes; Verrucariales; Verrucariaceae.